CGUUGGAUAAUUGUAUACCUAACGACCCCAGGAAAACGGGCCAAGUCCAGAUGAUUCUUUUUUUCACGUGAUUGUGACACCGGAUCCGAAGGUGGACGGACCCACACUCGCUUCGCCCGCCGACUCGCAUUAAAUCCAGGUCACUCAAUCCAACCCUCCGGCGCGCGCAAUUACGUCGAAUCGCAUUCCAUCCGGGGCUUGUCAUCAAGCAUUGCCCAAACAUACUCACAUCAUAUCACAAUGGCGACCAACCAACCUCCAGAAAUCCCGGCGGAGCAGCCUCCUGCGGCAUCGCAGACGGCUGGCGAGCAGCAGCCCGAAGAGGAACAGCCAGCGCCUCUGCCCGAACCCAAGGCCGUGACGCGCAAGGACAUACCACUGAAGGAUUUCCUGGCCAAGAUGGACGACUAUGCACCAAUUAUCCCCGACGCCGUGACAAACUACUACAUGACGCGAGCGGGCCUCCCGCCGCCGCCGCAAACGGACCAGCGCCUCGCGCGGCUCCUGGCUCUGGCGACGCAAAAGUUCAUCGCCGACAUCGCGGCCGACGCCUACCAGUACAGCCGCAUCCGUGCCUCCAACUCGUCGGCCAGCAACAACCCCAUGGGCCACCUCGGCGCCGCCGCCGGCUUCCCCGUCCCCGGCCAGCCGGGAGGCGUCCAGGGCGGUGCCGGCGGUGCAGGUGGAGGAGGAGGCGCCGGUGGCAAGGAUGCCGGUCGCGGUCCGCCGCUCGGCGUGCAGAGGCCCGGCUACGGAGGCGGUGGUCAGGGCGGCGGCCAGAACAGGACCGUGCUGACCAUGGAGGACCUCGGCAUGGCUGUCGGCGAGUACGGCGUCAAUGUCAAGAGAAGCGAAUUUUACAGGUGAAUGUGGCAGAGCUGGGGGAACGACUCGAUGGGAGGCUUUCUUUAUUUGCUUGACAUUUCUUUUACUACUACAUACAUACGGCGUUCUGGGUCUAGGAGGGCUGGGGAUUUGGCGUUAUGAAUUUGGGUUCUUUACAGAUAUCAACAUGCAUAUCUUUUUCUUGUCUGAUCAGUCACCAAAAGGGUGCAUGUGCGGUCGUCCUUGAUACGUCCCCUUGCGCAGGGCCUGAUGAGCAUCACUCUCUGGAUAGGGAGAUACCUGGAAAAUAAAGGGAGCUGGCAUCAACCUCUCGUUUUCUUGCCGGACCACGAUGUCCAUAGGAUAUACAAUAAAAGUACAAGUAAUGAAGUCCAAUGCAAGAUUUCUAUACCGGGA
Pyricularia oryzae 70-15 is the source of this 1242-nucleotide messenger RNA. RefSeq lists its product as uncharacterized. Gene Ontology annotation, molecular function: RNA polymerase II general transcription initiation factor activity; promoter-specific chromatin binding. The transcript is spliced from 2 exons. Gene Ontology annotation, cellular component: nucleus; SAGA complex; transcription factor TFIID complex. Gene Ontology annotation, biological process: transcription initiation at RNA polymerase II promoter. Lineage: Eukaryota; Fungi; Ascomycota; Sordariomycetes; Magnaporthales; Pyriculariaceae. The coding region runs from base 241 to 867 and encodes 208 amino acids. The record is from RefSeq and is a predicted model, not a curated record.